Leptosomus discolor (cuckoo roller) is the source of this 2089-nucleotide messenger RNA. The record is from RefSeq and is a predicted model, not a curated record. Lineage: Eukaryota; Metazoa; Chordata; Aves; Leptosomiformes; Leptosomidae.
UGCUGAGAUCUGUGCCCUGUCUUGUACCCACUGUGCUCCUUCUGUUCCCCUCCUCCAGAGAGCUCACCAUGGUCAAUGAGACCCAGCAUACCUGCAGUACCAGUUCCAGCUCCAAGUCUGAUGCUGGCAGCAGUAGCGGGAGUGAGAGCUCCAAGGACAGCUCACGCUGCUCCACCCCUGUCCUCGAUGCUGACCGUCAUGAGCGGCUGCGGGAGAAGAUGCGUCGACGGCAGGACUCUGGAGACAAGUGGUUCUCCUUGGAGUUCUUCCCUCCACGCACAGCCAAUGCUGCUGUCAAUCUCAUCUCCAGGUUUGACCGCAUGGGAGCAGGUGGUCCACUCUUCAUUGAUGUGACGUGGCACCCUGCUGGGGACCCAGGCUCUGAUAAGGAAACAUCUUCCAUGAUUAUUGCCAACACUGCGGUCAACUACUGUGGCCUGGAGACCAUCUUGCACAUGACAUGCUGCAAUCAGACCAAGGAUGACAUCACAGGGCAUCUGCAGAAGGCCAAGCGGCUUGGGUUGAAAAACAUCAUGGCAUUGCGUGGAGAUCCUGCCGGUGAGGAGUGGGAGGAAGAAGUAGAUGGCUUCAACUAUGCUGUUGACCUGGUUAAGCACAUUCGCAAUGAAUUUGAUGAUUACUUUGAUAUCUGUGUGGCAGGCUACCCCAAGGGUCAUCCUGAAGCAGAGAGCUAUGAGGCAGACCUGAGGCACCUGAAGGAGAAAGUCUUUGCUGGGGCAGACUUCAUCAUUACGCAGCUUUUCUUCCAAUCAGAAACCUUUCUCAAGUUUAUGAAGGACUGUCAAGCCAUUGGCAUCACUUGCCCCAUUAUUCCUGGCAUCUUCCCCAUACAGGGUUACCACUCCCUGUGCCAGCUGGUGAAGCUCUCCAAGCUGGAAGUACCUCAAGAAAUUAAAGAUGUGGUUGAACCUAUCAAGGACAAUGAUGCAGCUAUCCGGAACUACGGAGUGGAGCUGGCAGUGUCCAUGUGCCGGGAGCUGUUGGAUAGCGGCAUGGUGCAUGGGCUCCAUUUUUACACCCUCAAUCGGGAAGUGGCUACUACUGAAGUCCUUAAGCGCCUGGGCAUAUGGAAGGAGGACCCCAGGCGGCCUCUGCCCUGGGCAGUCAGCGCUCACCCCAAGAGAAGAGUUGAAGAUGUUCGGCCAAUCUUCUGGGCCUCUAGGCCAAAGAGUUAUAUCUAUCGAACUCAAGAAUGGGAUGACUUCCCCAAUGGCCGAUGGGGUAACUCCUCCUCUCCAGCCUUUGGGGAGCUGAAGGACUAUUACCUCUUCUACCUGAAGAGCAAGUCUCCCCGGGAGGAGCUCCUGAAGAUGUGGGGAGAAGAGCUGACUGGUGAGGAAAGCGUCUUUGAGGUGUUCACGUGUUACAUCACUGGAGAACCCAACAAGAACGGGCACAAGGUUACGUGCAUGCCUUGGAAUGAUGACCCCCUUGCCACUGAAACCAACCUUCUGAAGGAGCAGCUGGAGAAAGUUAACAGACGAGGAAUCCUGACCAUCAACUCCCAGCCAAACAUCAAUGGCAAACCAUCCACAGACCCCAUUGUAGGCUGGGGACCCAGUGGGGGUUAUGUCUUCCAAAAGGCAUACCUAGAGUUCUUCACCUCCAGUGAGAUCGUCACGGCACUGCUCAAAGUGCUGAAGAAGUAUGAGUUGCGAGUGAACUACCACAUUGUCAAUGUCAAGGGCCAGAAUAUCACCAAUGCUCCAGAUCUGCAACCCAAUGCUGUCACUUGGGGCAUCUUUCCAGGCAGAGAGAUCAUCCAGCCCACUGUAGUGGAUCCUGUAAGCUUCCUUUCCUGGAAGGAUGAAGCAUUUGCACUGUGGAUAGAGCAAUGGGCCAAGCUCUAUGAAGAGGAGUCACCCUCUCGUAUGAUAAUCCAGUACAUCCAUGACAACUACUACUUAGUCAACCUGGUGGACAAUGACUUCCCCCUGGAAAACUGCCUCUGGCAGGUUGUGGAUGAUACUUUUGAGCUGUUGAACUCUCAGACUCAGCAGUGAAAACUCUAAUCCCUUACUUCCUCCUUCCAUCCACUGACUGCAGGGAGAGAAAAAAGCAGCUCCUG